AUGUAUUUGUUCGAUCUGUUUCUGCUGAAAUGUAAAAGGGCGUCAGCGCUGCUGCAAUACGUGCACGUGACGAUGUCGCCCGACAUAUGCGCGCACGCGCCGCUAUUAAGCAUUGUUACUUCCAAUUCUUCCUUACAUAGCUUAACAACGAAACUGUAGUGCCUUACCAACAGCAGUAGAGUUGGGCUACGAGCCGCUGGUUGCUGGACAGCUUACCGGUCCCGACGAUGGCGCCAGCUCCCAGUGUAGCAAGCAGCGGAGUCAGUGGAUCGUCAGCUGGGGCAGGACUGCCGCGCAUCAGGGAGGACAAAGAUGGUGACCAUAAUGAUGGUGAUGCCGAGGUGUCACAGCGGCCCGGGGUUGAGGGUGCGGUGUUUGGUGUGCUGUUCACGCUCAGCCAGGAGAAGAACACACAAGAUAUCUUCUACCACUGGAUCCUUCUGAAGAUCCUGCUGGACGUGUGGCAGGUGUACACCCAAAUCCUGACGCCCCAGUAUGGCUGGGACAUCGACCCCGACUCAAUGCUGUGGAAGGGCGUCUCCGUCCUCUCCUUCGGGUGGCUUGCGGACAUCGGGUACGGCUGGUACGUCGGCCUGCUGUACACGUUGGCGACCCUGCUGGGCCUCAACCUGGCGCUGUGCGGCUGGGUGGCAGUGUGCUUCCGGAACCAGAAGUUCGACUACGUGUGGCCCAUCAAGGUGGUCCGCGGCUUCAGCUACGUGUUCCUGCAGGUGUUCGACAUCACAUCGCUCAACUUCCUGCAGCUAGGCAUCAGCUGCAAUUACACCGCCCCGGCUGACAGCGGGAUGCGCCUCAAGAUGCAGCUGUUCCCACAGUACAGCUGCUCGGCGCUGCCCCAGCUGGCCCAGGCUGUGGCUUCGGGCGUGUUGCUGGGCGUGUUCGUGGCGGUGGCCAUGCUGGUCAACAUGAGCGAGGUGGAGGUCAACCCCACCAGCAAGUCCCCGCAGGCGCUGGGCCACAGCGGCGCUGAGGUCACCGCCUUCUUCAUCAAGGUUCUCAUGACGCUGGUCAGCACCUUCAUUGGCGGCUGGCCCAAGGUCGCCUCCGCCGCCUACCUGCUCCUGGCCUUCUGGCUAGCCUGGUGCAACCUCCGUUGGGUGCCGCACCUGGUGGGCUGGGUGGGCGACCUCAAGUCUGGCUGCGCGGUGGCCAUGGCGGGCGUGGCGGCGCUGCAGGUGGCAGUGGUUGCUCUGCCCAACUCCGCCAUCGACGCCCGCCGCACGCUCACCCUGGUCAUGGGCAUCGGCCUGGCUCCGCUGUUCGUGGCGGGCUCACUCCUCAGCUGGUGGAGGCGGGCCUGGUUCACAGCGGCGGCGCUCAAGGCCUUCAGGAUCACCGACCCCGAGAAGGUCAAGCCCCAGGAUAUAUUCGGGUUCUGGGACGCACGUGAUGUGGAGAUCGCUGCCCGCUCCUGCCGCGUGUGGGCGGACCGGUACCAGCUGGACAAGGCGGCGGUGACGCGCGCGCAGGAGCUGAUCAAGGCCGGCGUGGCGCGCUUCCCCGGCAGCUCCUACGUCAAUCUGGUGUAUGCAAACUUUCUGCUGGAUGUGCUGGGCUUCAGCCAGACAGGUGGCAAGCAGCUCGAGGCCGCCCGCAAGCUGGACCCGGGCCCCAUGUGCCGCUUCAUGCUCUUCGUGCGGCAACAGCAGGCCACCCAGAAGGCCGCGAGCAGCACCGUGGGCAAGGGCGGCAGCAUGGACCUGCUGGGCUAUGUCGAGUACCAGCGCAAGCAGCGCAUGGUGCUGCGCCACCACAAGGACGCGCUGCAGGCCAUGGCCAGCUUCUGGCGCAUCCUGGGCUACUCGAGCAGCGUGUCCUUCCGCUCGCUCAGCCGCUCACUGGAGGAGAUUGACACCAGUGUGAAGCAGGCUGAGAUGGCGUACCGCGCCGUACUGGAGAUGUACGGCAACAGCCCGCGCCUGGUGCGGCUGUACGCCCGGUUCCUGGAGACCGUCAAGCAGGACCCCUGGGGUGCGGCCGAGUACUCGGCACACGCCGACCGCAUCGAGCAGAACCGGGACGCGGACGGCGACGGCCCCACGCUGCCCGACGGCACGCCCAUCGGCCGCAUGGACGAGGUGGACAAGGGCGUGCUGGUAGUGAACGCGUUCGGCGACAUCCAGAUGGUCAACAAGAAGCUGAUGUCCAUGUUCGGCUACCGCAAGGGCGACUUGGACGGCAAGAACGUGACGGUGCUGAUGGCGGGCCACGACGCCAAGCGCCACCCGGGCCUGCUGCGCCGUUAUAUCGAUAGCGGACAGCAGGCACCGCCCGUCUUCAGGCGGCCGGUGCUGGGUAUGCAUCGCGAGCGCGUGGCCAUUCCAGUGCAGUUGGACGUCAGCCGUGCUUCGGGCAUGGGCGAGGACAGCGUGUUCAUAGCGCUACUGGAGGCGGGGCCGCAGGAGCCUGGCGUGGGCCGGCUGUGGGCCACACCCGAGGGCCUCAUCGUGUGCUGCGACGCCGGCUUCGUCACCUGCUUCGGGUUGUUCCCCACCGACGUGGUGGGAACUCAGCUGCGCUCGCUGCUACGUGCCCAUGCCUCCAGCGCCGCCGCAGCCGCCGCCUCGCGCGCAGCCGGCCAGGGCGGCGAGGAGGACGGCUGGAGCGCCAGCAAGGCCCUGAGUGACGCGCAGAAGCUGGUGCAGCGGCUUAUUUCUGAGGCCGAGGCUGACAGUAACACGUCGGCUGACGGCAGCCGCCACGGCGCCCCGGGCUCCCCCGGCGGCGCAUCUGACGGCGGCACAACCACUAGAACUGAUAACCAUUGCUUUGUGCGGCACAAGUACGACGAGGCCCGGGAGGUGUGCGUCACCGUCACCAUGGACCCUUCCCGCACCAUCCUGGAGUUUGUGCUUCGCCUGGUGUCCACCGAGCCCCAGCUGCUGAUGGUGGUGGAGAAGCGCGGAGGCAUCAAGCACAUGAGCGGAGACUUGGCCAAGCUGCUUGGGGCUUCUGCUGGUGCCGACGAGGCUGCUAUCGGCGGUGGCGGCAUGGGCGGCGGUGUUCUUGAAGGCCUGGGCGCCGCCGCUGAGAGCGCCGCGCUUCGCAACUUGGACGACUUCCUGCCCGCGCCCUGGCGCUACCUGCACUCCCGCCACCUGGCCAAGGCCAUCGGAACCGGCGUCCCCGCAUCGGCCAUCGUCCAGAUGGGCGGUGGAGCCCCAGGUGCCGCUGGCGCCGGAGCCGCCGCGAACAACGGUGCGCCCGCCCUUCUGUCCGGCAUGUGGGGCUGCCACGGCGGCCGCACGGCUGGUGUAGACGAUGGCAGCCCUGCCGCUGGCGGGCGCCUUUUCCGCCCCACGAUGCGCUUGGUCGGGCUGCACGGCCGCCCCGUGUUCGUGCGUGUGGCGGUGCACUCGAGGGAGGAGGGCGGUGAGCCGCUGCACGUGGUGCGCAUGGCCAGGUCCUCUCUUGACACCGCCAUUGCUGAGCGCCGUGUGCGCGUGCGGGUCUCGGAGGCCGGCACAGUCAUCGACGAGGCCGAGGCAGCCGCUGCUGCAGCCACACUAGAGAUGGGGCCUGACGUUGCGGAGGGCGCAGUCGCCGCCGUCGAGAGGCCCACCACCGCGGCUGCGGCUGCGCAGGCGAUGGGUGAGGAGUUGGAGGCCCUGUUUGGCUUCACCAAGGAGGAGCUUGCGGGGUACCACCUUUGGGACUUCAUCACGCUUCAGCCCUGCCCCGAGUCCGAGCUGCUGCUGGCGACUGCUGGCGCCACCUCCGGCGCUGGUGCCGCAGCCGCCACUGCUACCACGCCCCGCGCCGGUGCUGUUCGCCGCGCCUCCACCACCAUGGGGGCUGGCGCGACUGGUGCCGGCGCCCUGAGCCGCGCGGUUCGACACCGCCUAGGCAACAGCACGGGUGUUGUAGGCGCCACCAGCGGCAAGGUGGCAGCCGAUUCGGGCGCCACUGAUACUGGAGGUGCCGAUGGCGCUGCCGGCGGAGACCUGCUGGAGGAGGCUGCGUCGGUUGUGUACGGCGAGGUGGGCGGCGUCACCGCAGAGGAGGACGCCGCCGCUGCUGCUGCUGCAGUCGCUGACCUGGCAGCAGGGGCCACGGACGCCGCCGCGAACGGCAGCGCCAACCCGUUCGCCAGCGGCCCUGGCUACUACGGAGCUGGGCCCCCAGUGGAGUUCAACCUGCGCACAUUUGAUGCCAUGAUCACCAUGGCGCUGCAGUUCCCCGGCUUAUCUUGGCGCGUGGCUGUGGUGCCGCCGGCGGCGGUGGCGGAGGCGGAGGCCAUGGGCAACGCCUCACGUGCCGCCGCACACCUGGCACGCAACACGCGUCAGGCCGUGUUGAGGCUGGAUGUGGCGGUGCCUCGUGUGCGAGUGCGCCCGCGUGACGGCUCCGGCUCCCCCAGUGGCGGCAUGUCCUCCCCUCGGGCCGGGCAGCAGCUGAACCCCGCCCUGGCCCCAGGCCGCCUGGUGGUGCAUGUGGAGCUGUGGGCGGCGGAGAGCCUCACCGGUGUGCUUGAGCUGGACCCUCGCGGCCGGGUGGCGGGCCUAGCGGAGGAGGGCGGCGUGCGGCCUGCGGGGCUGAUCUUCGGCCAGCCCUCUGCUUCCUUCCUGGGCUCAGAGCUGUCCCAGAUUGUUUCCAUGCCGGCCGGCUACACGCCCAUGACACUGCUGACUGGCGACGUGGGCGGCAAUGCCGCAAAGAAGAGUGCGCUUAAGGCAACCAAACAGCAGCAGGCGGCCGCGGACAAGGAGGCCGCUGUCAAGGCGGGCCCGGUGCACUACCUGCCCGGCUGGCACCGUGACGGCCGGCCCCUGCUGCUGGCCGUGCAAAUGGUUGGCAAGCCGCUGCCGCCCGGCGGCGCACCUGCCGCGAGUGGUGCCGCCGGAGCUGCCGCCGCAGCCGGCGCCCUGACCGCCAUCAUCCGCCUUGCGCCCGCCGGCGCCCAGCCCUCAGUGCUACCGCCCAUGAUGGGGGCGGCGGCGAUGGCGGGCGUCAACGCACUUGCAGCCGGGGAGCCGAGCACCCGCUCGCUGGGAGGUACCAGGCGCCGCGCCUCAGUCGUUGCGUUGCCGCCUCCCGCGGCGGCGCCGGUGUCAUGGACUCCCAUCAUGGGCCCUGGGGGCUCCGGCCAUCGUGGUGUUCAGCAGAUGCACCUGGCGAAGGACUUGUCGCGCAUGGGCCGAGGGGCCACCGACGCCGAUGCCAUCGCAAGCGCAGCGGAAGGCCACGCGGCCGCCGUCAUCGGCAACCUCGGCGUCCCGGUGUCGCCUCUCGACCCGGCGGCAAUGGGCGUGGCGGCGGCUAUGCCACUGCCGCCUCCGCCUCUGGCGUUGGCGAUGGCAAUGCCGUCGCCUGGCAUUACUAUGCGCGGUUCGGGCCCUGGCGCCGUGGGCGGCAACAGCGCGAGGCCGCUGGCGGCGCGGAGCAGCAAGGCGCGCGAGGGCGCUCCUGGGGAAGCAAUUGGUUCUGGAAGCGGGGACUCAGGAAUGGUACUGGAUUCAGCUGCGGACCUAGAGCGCCACACACACGGCAACGGUGCUGAUGGCGCUGGUGGUACCGGUGGUCUACCUCGGUCCCCGGCGUCGCUGCCAGGAAUGGUGCUUGGUGGCGACCACGAUGGCCGCCCGAGCGCCACUGGUGCUCUGGGUAAUGCCGCGGCUGCAGUCGCCGCAGCCAAGGAGGCAGAAGGCAGCGGUGCCGCGCUUAAGAAGCAACCCUCAAACAAGAUCUCAAAAUGGAUCACUACAAAUGGCGAGUACUACCAGAACACUGUGAGGUCCGCUGCAGGCAUCGGCAGCGUUGCGGAGGACGAUGAUGAGGAGGGUAGCGGUGACGAUGAUGGUGCCAACGGCUCGGCUAACAGUGACGGCAGCGACCAACGUGGCAGCGGCGAUGGCGCCGCGUCGCGCCGUUCCGCCAGACACCCGGGCGGCGAGGAGCCAGCAGCGGCGGCACGACUCGAGCUGACAGGGGCUGGCGACGAAGGCAAGGGCGCCGGCGCGCGCCAGGGCAUGAGCAUGGCGGUGGACAACAGCGACAACAGGAGCGACGGAGGCGAAAGUGCCACAUCCGGCGUGUCGGGAACGUCGGGUCUGUCUGACGGCGACGGCACCGGGGACUUCAAGCGGGGCAAGCGGUACAAGAAGCUCAUCAAGCUCAUCGACUCGCCUGACAGCAAGAAGAGCCUGAGCAAGUUCAAGAUGCUCGUGGCGGCGGUCAUCUUCACGUGCAUGGCAGUACACAUUCUGUGCUUCGCCCUCAUCAUGGACGGAAUCCACUGGCAGAACGAUGCCCUCAUGACCCUCACCAACAUGGGCGACGGCCAGCGCUACCUGCAAAAGGUUGCGGUGUAUAUGCGGGCCCUGGACCAGGAGUACAGGGGCAAGGGCUCCAACAACACCUACGUCGAAGCAAACGCACCGUUUGCUGCGGGCGAGAUGUACCGCUACCUCAACCUGUACAACGAUAUGAACAACGGCAUCCUGCUGAACAGCCGGCACCAGUCGAUCACGCUGCUGUUUUACACCGAGCAACUGACGGUGUGGGUUGGCAACAACACCUUCACUGGCGAGGAGAUGUUUGCAAACGUCACCACCUGGGAUCUGCUGACACGUCUGCUGGUGGCGGCCCUCACCGUGUACCAGAAGCACGAGGAGUGGCACUCUCAGAACAUAUACCCUGCCGACACGUUUGAGGGACAGUUCGUGUUCCGAAGCGCACAGAUGCUCGCCAAGGGCUCCCAGGCGGUGUGGAUAGCGCUGCAGGAUCACGCCCAGGGCCAUACCCAGCGUGUCAACGACCUUCAGCUCAUCUUCCUGGCCAUCGAGGGCUUUCUGGUGUCCAGCUGUACGGGGGCGUGCCUCAUCUACUUGCUGCGCGUGGCGAGCGAACAGCGCUACAAGCUGUACGACACGUUCCUUGCCAUUCCCAUCGGCCUGACGCGCGCGCUGGCCUCCCAGACCACCCAUCUGCUGGACGAUGACGAGUCGGACGGCGACGAUGACGAUGAUGCAGCUGUGGCAGCAGCCGGCAAGGCGGCUGAGCUUGCUGCCGGAGACGAGCACACGAGCGUUGAUGGCGACGCUGCGGGUGGUGAGGGCACUGGCGCAACAGCCGUCGCCGCCCCUAAGCGCCGCGCGAACUUCGACCACUCAGGGCAUGGCGGAACCGCAGCUGGCGGCCGCCACGGCAAUGGCGGCGACUCAGCGGCUAGUCAUGCCGGACACAAGCACAGCCAUGACAAGAGAUCCGGCGCCAGCGUGAAAGGCGUCAAGCGCAAUGGCAGCGGCGGCCCGUCUGUGGGCGGUGGCGACGAAGCUCCUGGAGAUGAUGGAGGCAACGGCGCGUCCGUGCCGCUGCUGCGCCUGCAGUCUAGUAUACGCUUCGCCGCUCCCGGCAACGGUGGCGCAAGUGGCUGGUUCAGCGCCCUGAAGGCGAAGCUACUCGGCCGCUCCAACGCGGUCCGUGACAGCUCGGCCCCGGCGAAGCGCUCGCUGGAGCGAAAUAGCCGCGUGUCCAUCGCCAUGCUGGCCAUCGCCAUGACCUAUUCCAUCCUCAUCAUCACCUUUUACUCGGUCGGCUACAUCCUCACGCUCACCACCGCGCAAAAUGUGGCCAUGGUGUCUGUGGCGCAGCGCAACAUGGAGAGGGUGUGCAAGGCUGUUUUCUUCUCACAAGAGCUGCUUGCCCAGGAGGACCCGCUGCUCGUCAACCGCUACAUCAAUGAAAUUAGCAACGUCAGUGUGGGGCUGCGUGACGCCUACUACACCAUGCGCAUGGGCGUGGAUGCCGAACGCGUGGCUGGUCCCAACAUUGAGAGGUUCCCGGGAGUGGUGAGCCACGGCCUGGCCAAGGAAAGCGCCGAGCAGUUCGACAUCUUUUUCGGCACCGGCGACUGCCAGCGACUGGAAGAGCCAUGCGAGGGGCCUGAAUACCGAUACUACGAGGUGACGCACAGCGGUAUCGAGGCUAUCGUUUUCCAGGUGUUGCUUUCGCUGGCCAACUUGGCGGAGAAGGCUUUGGGCGCUCAAAACCGUGCCAUCACGAUGACAGCGGCGUCUGUGGGUCUUCCUGUCGAGACCAUCAGGGCGGAAGUGCUAGCCGGUCAAAUUCCCGAGAUCAUGGACGCCGUCAGCGCCGCCAACGCUACCUCGGUUGCCGCCGGCGGUCCCCCGGUGCAGCUGCUGACGUCUGCCGAUGUGGGCAUGCCCGGACACGACAGCCAGGAGUGGGAUUUCAUCUGGAAUGCAGGCUUCAAGGACGCAGUGGAUGGCGUUCACACCAUUACAGCUCUGGAGAUCUCGUACAUAAAUGCCAACUUUAAACAGGUGGUCAUUAUGCACGUGGUGCUUUUUGUGCUGCUGGUGGCGGUUUUCGCCGUGUUUGUGUUUGGGCUUCUAAUGCCCAUGCUCAAGCGCAUGCAGAAGGAGAAACGGCGCAUCACGGAGAUGCUUAGCCAGCUGCCCACUGAGGUGGAUGUCAUGAAGCUCAUCACGCUCGCCAUUACCGGAUCCAGCCCUAUCACUAACGAUAAGAGUGUUAAGGGCGGUGCUGAGGGCGGCAAAAGCAUGCGCCGCAGCUCGGUCCUCAGCAUGGCUGCUGCAAAUGGCGGCGCCGCUGCCAACGGUUCCGGAGGUAGCGGCGCGCCGACGCGGCGGCUAAGCACCAUGCAGUUGCCUGCCGGAGGAGGCGGCGGCGCUGUGGGUGAUGGCACUGAGACAGGUGCUGUGGACAGCAAGGCAUGGAAGGGGCUAUUGGCACGUGGCGCAAGUGUGAAGGGCGGAGGCUCCUUUGCCAGCCUCAAGCGUGUGUGAGCAAUGAGCAGAACUGAAACGCCAGGCCGGCUCGCUGGCCUCACGAGAAAUCAUUCUUAUAUUUUUGGAUGCAUUUGUUUAAAUGGUGGCUGGCAACCUGGAUGAGAUGAGAUGGAAAUGAAACAUGCAAUGCAACGAAUGUACGACGCUCAAAACAAUGGACAUGCUUCAUGACGACUCAUGCUGCUGCCGUGACAGGAGCUUUCUUUAUCCAAGGGUGCAUGAGGUGUUGGCCUGUCCAUGUGUGCACAUGACAUUCUGCGAAUGCGAACUCACAGCACCGUACGCAUAGCAAUGGCUAGUCGAGGUGCGGAAUCAAAUUCAAACUCUUGAUUCCCAGUCGCGCCAUGUGGGCUCGGGACCAAGACGCCCUGGCAAUGACUGGAGAGCGAGUUUGCUCAUACCGUAUGUGAUGAGUGUUGCGGCGCGGCGGGAGGAUGUCCUGCUGUUUGGUUGUCCUGUGCUGACUGUGCUUGCGCUUGAUAGCGGGACGUACGUGGCUGGACGCAUGGCGGGCCGUACCUGCACAAACGACCCCGGCUAUGUCCGGGAGAUGAGGCAGACGCUUGCGGCCUCAGACUGGAGACGUGGCGUGGACGUGGCGUGGGCUCAGCCCACUUUUCCCUUGCGCGGGAAAAUCAUCUGACUGUGCACGCUGGAUGCGUCACACAUGCCGACAUGUCGGCGGUGUUAUGCCACUGGACACUCCGCAGCCAAUGACUACAGCGGCGACCUUAAACCUUUCCUUACAGAAGUACUAAUUGAGAACAUGCAGGACUACAUACGAUACCCAGCGUAUUACCGGCCGGUGUGCGGCCAGUCGUACGUUGCGGAGACCUUGUUAUCAUGGAUGUGGCUUGGCCGUGACUCUCUUUGGCUCUUUACUCAAGCGGU
Messenger RNA from Chlamydomonas reinhardtii, 9686 nucleotides. RefSeq lists its product as uncharacterized. The transcript is spliced from 48 exons. The record is from RefSeq and is a predicted model, not a curated record. The coding region runs from base 228 to 8792 and encodes 2854 amino acids. Lineage: Eukaryota; Viridiplantae; Chlorophyta; Chlorophyceae; Chlamydomonadales; Chlamydomonadaceae.